Messenger RNA from Nycticebus coucang (slow loris), 281 nucleotides. Its product is annotated as translation machinery-associated protein 7-like. The record is from RefSeq and is a predicted model, not a curated record. Lineage: Eukaryota; Metazoa; Chordata; Mammalia; Primates; Lorisidae. Bases 1 to 195 code for a protein of 64 amino acids. The transcript has a single exon.
AUGUCUGGCCACGAAGGUGGCAAGAAAAAGCCCCUGAAACAGCCUAAGAAGCAGGCCAAGGAGAUGGAUGAGGAAGAUAAGGCAUUCAAACAGAAACAAAAAGAGGAGCAGAAGAAACUGGAGGAACUAAAAGCGAAGGCCACGGGGAAGGACCCCCUUGCCACAGGUGGAAUUAAGAAAUCUGGCAAAAAAUAAGCUGUUCCUUGUGCCUGAGAUGAUGGUGAUUGAUUCCUAUUUAAACAUUUAUGUUCCAGGCUGUGCCUGUGGCUCAACGGAGUAGG